AUGGAUAAGGACGUGUCUGAAAAGUUCGAGAAUCUAUGGGAUAAAUUUCCUGAUGAAUUGAAAAAUGGAGAAUAUGAAUUUAAAGAUAAUAAUUUCUUAGAUAGUUAUUGUUAUAAAAAUGAAUGUAAAGGUGAUCUCGAAAAAAUUAAUGCUGGAUGUUUAUUUUUGCUUAAUAAAUUCUUUGGGAGUUCUGGGCUUUCGAAUAAGACAAAAAAUAAUAUAAUUUUUGUUGAUUACAUUAUGAUAUGGUUAAUUUAUAUGUUAAGCCUAAAGGACAAUCCAAAUAAAAACAGUCUAAAACAUUUUUAUACUACAUAUAUAAAUAGUGAUUUAAAUUAUAAAAAUACUGUAGACUAUGUUGAAGGUUGUAAUAAUUUUAAGGAUAUUAUAGUAAAGAGACAUACUUUAACGAAUGAUGAUAUGGAUAAUAAGAUUAUAUCUGAAUUAUAUAAUGCAUUUAAAUUAUUAUGUGAAAUGUAUACUGAUUUUGAUGAAAACACGUCAAAUUGCGCAAAAUGUUCGGAAAAAGCUUUUCAAUUUGUUGAAAAUUAUAAAAAACUUAAUGAAUAUCCUAAUAAUACUAAUGGUAGUUCAUAUAAUAAAAUAUUAUCUACUUUAUCAACUGAUUAUGAUAACUUUAAAAUUUAUUGUGGUAAAAAAGGUGGUACAUGUAAUAAUUUUCCAUCCCUUCCACCUAUAAAAACAGAAGAAAAUGAUGCACUAAGUUCUGGACUAAUUUCUGAAGAUGCAUCAUCAAGCUUGUCGAUAACAAACAAAUUGUUUACAGUUUUAUCGAUAUUUGGUGCAAUAGCAUUUCUUUUAGGAGUUUCUUAUAAGUAUUCGUUAUUUGGAUUGCGGAAACGAUUUCAAAAACAAAAAUUAAGAGAAAAGCUAAAAAAUAUAAAGAAGAGAAUAAAUCAUUAA
Plasmodium yoelii is the source of this 924-nucleotide messenger RNA. Its product is annotated as PIR protein. The coding region runs from base 1 to 924 and encodes 307 amino acids. The record is from RefSeq and is a predicted model, not a curated record. The transcript is spliced from 3 exons. NCBI's taxonomy places the organism in Eukaryota, Apicomplexa, Aconoidasida, Haemosporida, Plasmodiidae.